UCUGCAACCUCAGUUCAAUCGUUCAUCAUGGUCGCGAAAGUCGUUCUAGCCACUCUUUUGGCCCUUGCCCCGUUGGGCUUGGCGAUUGAUCCUCCUAGACAGCCGCAUCAACCUGUUGGUGAGGGGGAUCGCCUUCUGACUUUCAAUGAGACCAGCCCCAGCGCCAAAUUGAGGCCUACUACUAUGUCUGUAGAAUGGUCGUCCGCUGGGCAAGACGGAAACUACAUUGUUCUCAGCGACGAUGGCGAUCUUGUACUCGAAGACAUCGUCAGCGAAAAGACAACAAAGUUCGUCACGGCUGAUAAACUUCCCAAGGAUCUGCACGAGUAUUGGAUCAGCGGUGAUGCGAAGCGCGUCCUCGUCUCGUCAAACUACACCAAGCAAUAUCGAUACUCUUACUUUGCUGAUUACUUCAUUCUUGAUGUUGAGUCUGGCGAGAGUGAACCUCUUGUGAAAGAUCAGGUUGGUGAUAUUCAGUAUGCGCAGUUUGCGCCGGGUGGAAAGGCUGUUGCGUUCGUGCGGGGCAACAAUCUUUUCAUUCGUGAUGCUGAAGGCAAGGUUGAUCAGAUUACGACUGACGGAGGGCCUGAUAUGUUCCAUGGUGUACCUGAUUGGGUGUACGAAGAGGAAAUCUACGGUGGACGCUCGGCGCUUUGGUGGUCUCCUGAUGCCAAAUUCCUUGCAUUCCUGAGCUUCAACGAGACUGGGGUUGGGACCUUCACUAUUCCUUACUACAUGGACAACCAGAAGCUUGCUCCCACAUACCCUCGCGAGCUAGACCUUCGAUAUCCCAAGGUCGGUUCCAAGAACCCUACCGUCGAACUCAACAUUCUCAAUCUCUCGGAUCGCGAGUACAAGCCCGUUCCCGUCGAUGCGUUCGAGCCUGAGGAGCUCAUCAUCGGCGAAGUUGCUUGGGCCACCAAGGAUCACAGCUCUCUCAUCUACCGAGCCUUCAACCGUGUUCAAGACCACGAUGCUCAUGUUGUCGUCAACCCUGAGACGCUCAAGUCAAAGGUCGUUCGGGAGCGAGAUGGAAGCGAUGGGUGGCUUGAGCAUACUCUUUCGAUUUCUUUCGUUGGGCCUUUAAGUUCCAAGAAGAAGGAUACUUACUACGUUGAUGUUUCUGAUGAGGAUGGUUGGAAUCACAUUUACCUGUAUCCUGUCAAGGGCGGAAAGGCUAUUCAGCUUACUUCUGGUGAAUGGGAGGUCUCUACUAUUCUCAACAUCGACACUGCCAAGAAGCUUGUUUACUUCCAAGCUUCGAAGCGACACUCCACCGAACGACAUGUCUACAAAGUGUCAUGGGAGACCAAGAAGAUUACUUCUCUGGUUGACGAUACUACCCCCGGUUACUGGUCUGCAUCGUUCUCUUCAAGCGGUGGUUACUAUAUUCUUCAUUACCAGGGUCCCGAUGUUCCAUACCAGGAGCUCUACACUACCAACACCACGAGCAAACCCGUCCGCACACUCGUUGACAACAAGGCUUUCUACAAGAACAUCACUCAGUACAGCAUGCCCAAUAUCACAUACUUCGAACUCAAGCACCCUGAUGGAUAUACUCUGAACGUCAUGCAACAACUUCCCGUCAACUUCGACCCCGCUAAGAAGUACCCCGUUCUUUUCACUCCCUACGGCGGCCCUAACUCCCAGCGUGUCGCUAAGUCUUUCCAGUCUCUAGGAUGGAAGUCUUAUAUUUCGUCUGAUCCUGAGCUUCAGUACAUCGUUUACACUGUUGAUAACCGUGGAACUGCCAUGCAAGGCCGCAAGUAUCGCUCGCUUGUUACGUCUCAGCUUGGAAAGCUUGAACCUCUUGAUCAGAUCUGGGCUGCUGAACAGCUUAUUGAGAGAUAUAGCUUCAUCAACGCUGAUAAGAUCGGAAUGUGGGGAUGGUCGUAUGGUGGAUAUCUCACAGCCAAGACCGUCGAAGCCGACUCUGGAGUAUUCAGCUUCGGUCUCAUCACCGCACCUGUAUCAGACUGGCGAUUCUAUGAUUCUAUGUACACAGAGCGCUACAUGAAGACUCUCGACGAGAACAAGGAUGGAUAUCUCGAGACAGCAGUUCACAACGUCAACGGCUUCAAGAACCUCGCCGGCAGCUUCAGUAUUCUCCAUGGCACUGGUGACGAUAACGUUCAUUACCAACAUGCUGCUGCUAUGAUUGAUCUUCUUGUUGGUGCGGGCGUAUCGCCUGAGAAGAUGAAGAUGUUUGCGUUCACGGAUAGUGAUCAUAGUAUUGUGUACAAUGGCGCUUCGCCUUGGAUCUAUAAGUAUCUUACUGCGAGGUUGUAUGAUGAGGUUAAGAGACAGCCUAAGGCCAAGGCUUUGACUCAUCAGUGGAACAAGAGACGGGUUGAGAUUAUGGCCUAGAUAGAGUCUUCGAGCCCUGUAGAUUGAUAGAGUAAUAGAGUCUUCAUGAG
This is a messenger RNA of Fusarium redolens, 2417 nucleotides long. Its product is annotated as dipeptidyl peptidase IV N-terminal region-domain-containing protein. NCBI's taxonomy places the organism in Eukaryota, Fungi, Ascomycota, Sordariomycetes, Hypocreales, Nectriaceae. Gene Ontology annotation, biological process: proteolysis. The record is from RefSeq and is a predicted model, not a curated record. The coding region runs from base 28 to 2367 and encodes 779 amino acids. The transcript has a single exon. Gene Ontology annotation, molecular function: dipeptidyl-peptidase activity; serine-type peptidase activity.